AUGAACACCACACGCUUUGCAUUCUCAUUCCAGCCCGUGCUGCUCAACACCACCGAGGACUUCAACGACUCCAUCCCGACCAACCGGAGCGGCGACGGAUUUUGCGAGCAGGUCUUCAUCAAAGCCGAGGUCUUCUUGACUUUGGGGAUCAUCAGCCUGCUGGAGAACAUCCUUGUCAUCCUGGCAGUGCUGAAGAACGGGAACCUGCACUCCCCCAUGUAUUUCUUCCUCUGCAGCCUGGCCGUGGCAGAUAUGUUGGUGAGCAUGUCGAACGCCCUGGAGACCGUCAUGAUUGCAAUCCUCAGCAGUGGCUACCUGAUCAUUGACGACCACUUCAUCCAGCACAUGGACAAUGUUUUUGACUCAAUGAUUUGUAUUUCUCUGGUAGCCUCCAUUUGCAACCUCUUGGUCAUAGCCAUCGACAGGUACAUCACUAUUUUCUAUGCCCUCCGUUACCACAGCAUCAUGACGGUGAAGAAAGCCCUGACCCUCAUUGUGCUCAUUUGGGUGGCUUGCAUCAUCUGUGGCAUCAUUUUCAUUGCCUACUCGGAGAGCAAAACUGUCAUUGUGUGUCUCAUCACCAUGUUCUUCACCAUGCUGCUGCUGAUGGCCUCGCUGUACGUGCACAUGUUCCUGUUUGCCCGCCUGCACGUCAAGCGCAUCGCGGCGCUGCCCGUCGAGGGCGUGCCCCCCCAGCGCACCUGCAUGAAGGGGGCCGUCACCAUCACCAUCCUCCUGGGCGUCUUCAUCGUCUGCUGGGCGCCUUUCUUCCUCCACCUCAUCCUCAUCAUCUCCUGCCCCAUGAACCCCUACUGCGUCUGCUACGCCGCGCACUUCAACACCUACCUGGUGCUGAUCAUGUGCAACUCGGUCAUUGACCCGCUCAUUUACGCCUUCAGGAGCCUGGAGAUGAGGAAGACUUUCAAAGAAAUCGUGUGUUGCUGCUAUGGCAUGAGUGUGGGACAGUGCAUGCUGUAA
This is a messenger RNA of Passer montanus (Eurasian tree sparrow), 978 nucleotides long. RefSeq names its product melanocortin 3 receptor (gene MC3R). Gene Ontology annotation, cellular component: membrane. Gene Ontology annotation, molecular function: peptide hormone binding; melanocyte-stimulating hormone receptor activity. Bases 1 to 978 code for a protein of 325 amino acids. The record is from RefSeq and is a predicted model, not a curated record. The transcript has a single exon. Lineage: Eukaryota; Metazoa; Chordata; Aves; Passeriformes; Passeridae. Gene Ontology annotation, biological process: G protein-coupled receptor signaling pathway.